CCCUCCUUGAUCAGCGCAAACGUUGGUCUGAGGCUUAAGCGAUGGAGCAACAUUUUCUUGGCUGUGUGAAGCGGGCUUGGGAUGCCGCAGAGGUGGCGCCGGAGCCCCAGCCUCCACCUGCUGUGAGUUCAGAAGAUCGUGGGCCGUGGCCUCUUCCUUUGUAUCCAGUACUGGGAGAGUACUCAUCGGACAGCUGUGAUUUGGGACUGCUUUCCAGUCCUUGCUGGCGGCUGCCCGGAGUCUACUGGCAAAACGGACUCUUGCCUGGAGUCCAGAGCACCUUGGAACCAAGUACAGCGAAGCCCACUGAGUUCAGUUGGCCGGGGACGCAGAAGCAGCAAGAGGCACCCGUAGAAGAGGUGGGGCAGGCAGAGGAACCCGACAGACUCAAGCUCCAGCAGCUUCCCUGGUGCAGGCCUCCCCAUCCCGGGGACAGACAGCAGGACACCGAGGUCUGUGACAGCGAGUGCCUUUUGGAACGCCGCCAUCCUCCUGCCCUCCGCCUGCGGCGCCACCUCCCGGGUUUCUCAGACUGCCUGGAGUGGAUUCUUCGCGUUGGUUUUGCCGCGUUCUCUCUACUCCGGGCGUGCUGCCCACGGAUCUGUGGAGCUAAGCAGCCUUAGAUAGCAGCAGAAGGCUUUUUGGAUUCUCCUCCUUGAAAAGAUUCUCAGUUACCAAACGUCUCCACCUAGAAAAUAAAAAUACGUUAAGACGUGCU
This is a messenger RNA of Nomascus leucogenys (northern white-cheeked gibbon), 718 nucleotides long. RefSeq names its product annexin-2 receptor. NCBI's taxonomy places the organism in Eukaryota, Metazoa, Chordata, Mammalia, Primates, Hylobatidae. Gene Ontology annotation, molecular function: signaling receptor activity. The record is from RefSeq and is a predicted model, not a curated record.